Messenger RNA from Hansenula ciferrii, 633 nucleotides. It is a transcript of the gene LCL3, whose product is annotated as Lcl3p. NCBI's taxonomy places the organism in Eukaryota, Fungi, Ascomycota, Saccharomycetes, Phaffomycetales, Wickerhamomycetaceae. Gene Ontology annotation, cellular component: cytoplasm; mitochondrion. The transcript has a single exon. The record is from RefSeq and is a predicted model, not a curated record. The coding region runs from base 1 to 633 and encodes 210 amino acids.
AUGUUAACAUCGUCGGUAUUCGGUGGUUAUAAAUUUUAUAGAAGAUUCUUGAAACCUAUAAAGACUGUACAAAAUAUACCAAGCUCAUAUUUCCACAAGAAGAAGAUGCUGGGAAAAGUCACAAGUGUUGGAGAUGGGGAUAAUUUCCAUUUUUAUCAUACACCAGGUGGGAUACUUGGUGGAUGGCAUUGGUUAAGGAAAACACCACAAACAAAUCAAAAAGGACUACGAUCUGAAACUUUACACGUUAGACUUUGUGGAGUUGAUGCCCCAGAGAGAUCACAUUUUGGUAAACCUGCACAACCAUAUUCAGAUGAAGCAUUAGGCUGGUUAAGAAGCUUCAUAUUAGGUAAAAGAGUUAGAGUAAAACCAUUAGCAUUAGAUCAAUAUGGACGUGUGGUGGGGAAGGCUACUGUUUGGACAUUAUUUGGUCGUAAAAAUGUCAGUCUUGAAAUGAUCAAGAAUGGUGUUGGUAUUGUUUAUGAAGGUAAAUCAAGCGCAGAAUUUGAUGGUGAUGAAAUGAUCUUUAGAGAAAACGAAAGAAGAGCUAAAAAAGCUAGAAAGGGUCUAUGGGCAUCUAAACGGAAAUUACAAACUCCUGGUGAGUUCAAAAAGCAGCAUAGGGACUCCUAA